AUGAUUGCUCUGCUACUGUUCGCGGGAGUUUGUCGAGCCGCAGUAAUCCCCAUGGAAUCAAUGCUGAAAAUUCAAACCAAAUUCAAUGAUUUUAGUAUUGAAUCGGCUAACUAUAUGCAGUCGCCUCUUUAUUCUCAUCAACCACGACUGUUUCUUUACAAUUAUUUGCAAGUUGAUCCACAGAAAUCAUAUCCAGCCCUAAAUUAUCCUUAUGGUAAUCCGAGUGAUGCCUUCGUAACAUCAUCAUUCAAUUACUACGGAUCUCCUCUUUAUAAUUAUGGAUUCCAAUUAAGCCCGCAGGUAUUCACAAAUCUCCAGCCAUUUAUUCCGCACUAUGUUCCUCAACAGCCAAGUUAUGUUCCUCAACAACCGAGUUAUGUUCCUCAACAACCUAGCUAUGUUCCUCAAGAGCCAAGCUACGUCCCCCAGCAGCCGAUUUCUACGACAACUCAGCGACCGUUCGACGAUGACGGGAUUGAAAAGCUCGACGAAAAAGUCGAUCCUAAUCUCGAGAUGAAUUCCAACAACAGCAAUGAAAAUUCAGAUGACGAUUCUGUCGUCGUAGAAUCUAUCUAA
This is a messenger RNA of Cotesia congregata, 576 nucleotides long. The record is from the annotation of a GenBank genome assembly. Lineage: Eukaryota; Metazoa; Arthropoda; Insecta; Hymenoptera; Braconidae.